ACAGUUUGAGGAUCCCCAGGCUGUGUGCUAGGCAGCUUCAGUGGCUUGAAUGCGACCUCACAGUAAACUCAGCUUGAGCAGGAAUGACUCAUAGAAACUUGGUAGUCUUCACUUGUGGUGCCAUCAGCCUGAUAACCCAACCCAGGGGGCUGCAAAGCUCGACUGCAGGAUUUCAACAGAGAAUAGUCUCAAAACGGAUUUAGGGUGAAGGAUGAUCGACAGUGUCAGUCAGUCAAGCAGAAGACCAGAUGAUCCAACAAGAAUAGAAUUUAAGAACAAAACAAAGUGAGGAUGCUCUAUGUGCUGAUAGAGGCACAAAGGGCCUGGCUGGAAAAAGUGCAGAAAGACAGUGAACUGACGAAACGAGAGACCCGAGCUAUCCCAGGAGACAAAGGCUUUGAAACUGGACAGUCUGGUUUGGGAGUCCUUAGGCCACCCUUCACCAAAGAGCCUGUCCCUUCCCUCCUUCAGCCCCAAAUACAAGAUUCUGAGUGGUUCACAUUGAGUCCACAGAAGAGAUUGGCUUGGGCAAAAGCAUCCAGAGACCCUAGGAUUGCAGAAGGUGAACAGUCUCCACUAGAGAAAAGGCUCCGGAGUCUUGGUGGUGUACAUACUACAGCAGCAAGACACUUGGUAACUCAGAAAUGCCAAGAGGAGAGCAAAGCACUCUGCAGGGAGCAAGCUCGUUCUCUUGACUACUGGCUUGCAAAAGCAGAGUCUUAUUAUAAUAAAAGAAUAGUGGAAAUGAUGAAAAAAGAAGACACUGGCAGUGAAACAAAGAUGAAAGUGGAAGAGGAAACACCACCAAGCACAGAUGGGAAAAAAACGUAUCAUUUGGUGCCUGCGAGAGAGAAGAAACAAAUAGAAAGGCACAUUCUUAGGACAGGACAGGCCAGAGAAUUUAAGAACAAACCCUGGAGACAGACACAACCCCUCAGUGAAACAACACUACCCAAAAUUGUGCCAGAAACGCAGAGCAUCCCGAAGGCACUGAGAAGAAGGCAGGUCAACGAGAGAGAACUACACCAAAUUAAAGAGCAUCAAGAACGCAUGAUCCGAGGGAGGGAGCUUCUAGAGCAAAGACUCAAAGACAGGAUCUUGAGAAAAAGCCAGAGCCAGAUCCCACCACCUGAGAGGCGCAGUCGAGUGAAGAAAGAGAGAAAGGAGUUCGAAAGGGUGGUAGCAUACCCACUUUUCCAGCCAUCCAAUACAAGUCGGAUCAAAGUGGAUAUUCUUAUAGAGAAAUCGCAGGAUGAAGAGGAAGUGAGCACAAUUAUCAAACCUUAUAGAAGGAGAUUCUUAGCUGUGCCACCCUUUUUGAGAACUCAAAUAGGAAAAAUAAAGGAUCAGUAAAGUUUCAUAA
Phodopus roborovskii (desert hamster) is the source of this 1363-nucleotide messenger RNA. RefSeq lists its product as uncharacterized. The transcript is spliced from 3 exons. The coding region runs from base 292 to 1353 and encodes 353 amino acids. NCBI's taxonomy places the organism in Eukaryota, Metazoa, Chordata, Mammalia, Rodentia, Cricetidae. The record is from RefSeq and is a predicted model, not a curated record.